Penicillium hordei is the source of this 192-nucleotide messenger RNA. RefSeq lists its product as uncharacterized. The coding region runs from base 1 to 192 and encodes 63 amino acids. The transcript has 2 exons. The record is from RefSeq and is a predicted model, not a curated record. NCBI's taxonomy places the organism in Eukaryota, Fungi, Ascomycota, Eurotiomycetes, Eurotiales, Aspergillaceae.
AUGGCGCCACCCGGAAUCGAACCGGGGCUAACACAGAUUCGAAACAACCACAAUGUGUCCCUAAAAUCGAAGGAUGUAAAAAAAGUAAUGGCGCCACCCGGAAUCGAACCGGGGCUAACACAGAUUAAAACAACCACAAUGUGUCGUCAUACCACUAGACCAUGGCACCUCUUAGAUAUAAGAGUGAGCUAG